GCUGAGUAUGUUCUUUAUGACGAUGUAGGAAGAUUCUACCCCCCUUUCGAACAGAUGAUAUCUGCAAUGCCAGCAGAUUGCCACCACUACCUUGUGACACAGGGUCUAUUGGCAAUUUGACGUGGAACAGACUCACCUUGCGAACCAAGGUCAAUGCCAGCUCGAAUCUGCUGUCGGGAACUAUUGCAACAAGUGAUCAGCUUUAUUCAAGUCAUGAUGUCCCCAGACACCUCAAUGGGAUCAAGUAAUAUUUGUAUUUGCACAGUGCGUUGACGCGACGCGACGCGCAUGACCAAAUCGCGUCGUGUCAGCUUGUUCAUCGGAGCUAUAGGUAGCAUAUCCCUUGGCGUACCCUGGGCUCAGGUCCGGGUAGGGUCCGAGUGCCUCAACUCUGGACCCGUACACGUACAGGUGGCCGUACCCGAGGUGUACUCUUACCCUUACCCACCACGGUACCUGUGCUUUUGCCAUCUCUCACUGUUCUGUACGGCCCAAACCCAUACCAUGUUGCCGAUUAUGCAAUGUAUAGCACCUCGUUCUGAUAUCAUGUCGACUCACAUUUCUACUUCCACAAUCUCAUAGUCUCCCUAGGCAGACCAUAACAGAAUCUCAAGGUACUAUUCAGAUAACAGUUUUCGAAGAUGUCACCUCUCCGACCGGGGAUGAAGAAACUGAACAUGAGCGUUA
Suillus paluster is the source of this 687-nucleotide messenger RNA. RefSeq lists its product as uncharacterized. Bases 289 to 582 code for a protein of 97 amino acids. The record is from RefSeq and is a predicted model, not a curated record. Lineage: Eukaryota; Fungi; Basidiomycota; Agaricomycetes; Boletales; Suillaceae. The transcript has a single exon.